CCUGCCCCAGGAGAGCACAGCGCCGGCCUGUACAGGUCAUCGUUCCCAAUAAGACAGGGGGAAGCUGAGAGGCAAAGAGCACCACCAACAACGCGUGCACUGAAUUGCAUUGCACAUGGGACAUGGCAAACACCGGCGCGUCGCCACCCGCGCAUGCACGCACGGGCGCGGGCGCGGCCACGGGCACAUCCUCUCCUGCGACUCGUGAGCCGUGUCAUUCCAUCGCGGCUUCCUGCUCGAUCCGCUCCCUGCCAUGCCCGUGACCGUGAUCUCCAUAAAUUCCCCCACCCUGUGCGCGAUGCGUCUAUCCCCCACGAUAAUUAGUAGGCCUGCCACCUCUUGCCGCGAGCAAGACGACCACACCACCAACCACCAUCCAUGGCGGUGUCCGUGUCGUGGUCGUGGGCGCCGCGGUUCUUGGCCUGCGUCGCGGUGGCGGUGUUGCUUGUUACGUCGGGUUUGGGCGGUGCGGCCGCCGGCGGCGGCGGGCGACGCCAUGGGCACACGAAGGGGUUGCGGCCGGGGAAGGCGGCGGCGAAGCCGUACUAUCCGGUGAACGCGACGGCGGUGGAGGCGAUCGAGCGGCAGUUCACGCGGUGGGUGCGGUCCAUGGUCGGGCGACGCCACAGCACGUUCCAGCGCGCGCUCUACCGCGGGCUGCUGCCCACGCGCACCCUCGUCGUCGACAAGAACCCCGCCGCCGGCAACUUCACGUCCAUCCAGGCCGCCGUCGACUCGAUCCCGCUCAUCAACCUCGCCCGCGUCGUCAUCAAGGUCAAUGCCGGCACAUACACUGAGAAGGUGACCAUCUCGCCGCUCCGCGCGUUCGUGACCAUCGAGGGCGCCGGCGCGGACAAGACGGUGGUGCAGUGGGGCGACACGGCCGACACGGUCGGCCCGCUCGGGCGCCCCUUCGGCACCUUCGCCUCCGCCACGUUCGCCGUCAACGCGCAGUUCUUCGUCGCCAAGAACAUCACCUUCAAGGUGAGCACCACUACUACACUACAAAUGCGGCAUCAUUUGUGCCGUGGCGUGGCUCAUUCGUUUCGUCUGUCGCGUGGGCAGAACACGGCGCCGGUGCCGAGGCCGGGGGCGCUGGGGAAGCAGGGUGUGGCGCUGCGGAUAUCGGCGGACAACGCGGCGUUCUUGGGGUGCAACUUCCUCGGCGCGCAGGACACGCUGUACGACCACCUCGGCCGCCAUUACUACAGAGACUGCUACAUCGAGGGCUCCGUCGACUUCAUAUUCGGCAACGCCCUCUCUCUCUACGAGGGAUGUCACGUGCACGCGAUCGCGCGGAACUACGGAGCCCUGACGGCUCAGAACCGGAUGAGCAUCCUGGAGGACACGGGUUUCUCGUUCGUCAACUGCCGCGUGACGGGCUCCGGCGCCCUCUACCUCGGCCGCGCCUGGGGCACCUUCUCCCGCGUCGUCUUCGCCUACACCUACAUGGACAACAUCAUCAUCCCCCGCGGCUGGUACAACUGGGGCGAUCCCACCCGCGAGAUGACGGUGUUCUACGGGCAGUACAAGUGCACGGGGCCGGGUUCGAACUACGCCGGGAGGGUGGCGUGGUCGAGGGAGCUCACGGACCAGGAGGCCAAGCCGUUCAUCUCCCUCAGCUUCAUCGACGGGUUGGAGUGGGUCAAGUUGUAGCACCACGUAGGAGAGAAACACAGCUCACUCGACUAUUAGUUAACUUGUGAAGAGAAAAGAAUAGAACAGAAGAAGUGGCAGAUAAACACUCUGAUUUGAUUCGAUUGCAGAUUUCAACUUUGCAGUUGCAUUGUGAGACAGUCCUAUACUGUGUCCGGCCUUCGCCUCGGUUUUGUUUUGGACUGCAAACAGUAUAACAUCAACUUAGGCCCACUGGCCCAGGCAGUAGAGAGGUAGCAAUCGAUGCGAUCUCCCUGCUCAGCCUAGAAGCCCAUAGAGAAUUGAAGUGGGGAAAUAGGCCCAGAAAAAGGUUAGAGUAGUGUAGCAGAAGUGAGCCCAACAAUCACAGGUGUGUUGCUUCCAUGUUCCAACACGUAUAGCCUUUUCGAA
Molecule: messenger RNA, 2046 nt
Organism: Oryza sativa Japonica Group (Japanese rice)
Lineage: Eukaryota; Viridiplantae; Streptophyta; Magnoliopsida; Poales; Poaceae
Product: probable pectinesterase 53
Biological process (GO): pectin catabolic process; cell wall modification
Molecular function (GO): pectinesterase activity
Source: RefSeq, a predicted model, not a curated record